Messenger RNA from Phymastichus coffea, 1531 nucleotides. It is a transcript of the gene VhaAC39-1, whose product is annotated as V-type proton ATPase subunit d. The coding region runs from base 129 to 1175 and encodes 348 amino acids. Gene Ontology annotation, molecular function: proton-transporting ATPase activity, rotational mechanism. Gene Ontology annotation, cellular component: vacuolar proton-transporting V-type ATPase complex; plasma membrane proton-transporting V-type ATPase complex; lysosomal membrane. Lineage: Eukaryota; Metazoa; Arthropoda; Insecta; Hymenoptera; Eulophidae. Gene Ontology annotation, biological process: proton transmembrane transport; vacuolar transport; vacuolar acidification. The transcript has 6 exons. The record is from RefSeq and is a predicted model, not a curated record.
AUGGUAGUCAUAUGAUCGACUCCUGACUCCGAUCGGUUUCUGUGAAAGACAGAGCUGUGUGCAACUGGGCGAGUCUCUUUCUGACAGAUCCGCGACUUCUCCACUAAGGUAGCUACGUAUCUAGUACAAUGAAAGGGUGUUUGUUCAAUAUUGAUGGUGGCUAUUUGGAAGGCCUUUGCCGUGGAUUUAAGUGCGGUAUCCUGCAGCAAAGUGAUUAUCUCAAUCUCGUUCAAUGCGAGACUCUUGAGGAUUUGAAGCUUCAUCUGGCUGGAACUGACUAUGGCAGUUUUUUGGCUAAUGAGCCAUCACCUCUGUCAGUUAGCACUAUCGAUGACAAGUUGAGAGAAAAACUUGUCGUUGAGUUUCAACAUAUGCGCAACCAUUCGGUUGAGCCACUCUCUCAAUUUUUAGAUUUCAUUACAUACAGUUAUAUGAUUGACAAUAUCAUACUUCUCAUUACUGGAACAUUGCAUCAACGUCCCAUUUCAGAGUUAAUCCCAAAGUGCCAUCCACUUGGUAGCUUUGAGCAAAUGGAAGCUAUCCAUGUUGCUGCUACACCUGCUGAAUUGUAUAAUGCUGUUUUGGUUGAUACACCUCUUGCCCCCUUCUUUGUUGAUUGUAUUUCCGAGCAAGAUUUGGAUGAAAUGAAUAUUGAAAUCAUUAGGAAUACUCUGUAUAAAGCCUAUUUGGAAGCUUUUUACAAGUUUUGUAAAGAAAUUGGUGGAACUACUGCUGAUACUAUGUGCGAAAUUUUGGCAUUUGAAGCUGAUAGACGAGCGAUCAUCAUUACAAUCAAUUCAUUCGGUACUGAGUUAGGAAAAGAUGAUAGGGCAAAGCUCUAUCCUCGUUGUGGUCGUCUUAAUCCUGAUGGUUUGGCUGCUCUAGCCCGGGCUGAUGACUAUGAACAAGUUAAAACUGUUGCUGAGUAUUAUGCAGAGUAUGCUGCCUUGUUUGAUGGAGCUGGAAAUAAUCCAGGAGAUAAGACUCUGGAGGACAAAUUUUUCGAACGAGAGGUUCGUUUAAAUGUUAAUGCCUUCCUCCAACAAUUCCAUUAUGGAGUUUUCUACAGUUAUCUGAAGUUAAAAGAACAAGAGUGCCGUAACAUCGUAUGGAUAGCUGAAUGUGUAGCUCAAAAACAUCGCGCUAAAAUCGACAAUUACAUACCAAUAUUCUAAAUUUUAAUCUUGUUGAGUUUACUUUGCUGUAAUUUGAAAUCACAUGAACAUAUGUAAAGGCUCAUAAUAUUAUUGACAACUACCAACAAAAUAUUUUUGUGGAGUUUAGUUAUUCUAAAUUGUUACCAUCAAUCAACAGAAUCAUUGAAAAGCAGAAGUAAACAUGUAAAUAGUUUUAUUUUCAAUGUCAAAUGUAUCACGAGAAGUAUUAUCUAUCUUUUAAUUGUUAAUAUGUUAUGUACAUGGUAUAAAUUACAAAAAUGUACUAUUAUUUUAUUCAGUAAAUCGUUAAUUGCAUUCCACGUCAUUGUCAUGGUGAUGAAAAUUGAAUGUACAUUUCUGUAGCCUCCAAUGUA